Molecule: messenger RNA, 1275 nt
Organism: Lachancea fermentati
Lineage: Eukaryota; Fungi; Ascomycota; Saccharomycetes; Saccharomycetales; Saccharomycetaceae
Source: the annotation of a GenBank genome assembly
AUGACUGUAACUACAGCGACGGGGUUUGACAGAAGGCAACAGGGCAACUCAGGGUCCGGAUCGGGCUCUGCCACCGAGACUACGACUGCCAAAGUGGCCAUCGACACGCACGGAAACGUUUUCAAAGUGCCCGACUACACGAUCAAAGACAUCCUGGGGGCGAUCCCAGCGGAGUGCUACGAGCGCAACCUGGCGUUGUCGCUGUCGUACGUGGCACGUGACAUCGCGUGUAUGCUCGGAAUGGCGUAUCUGGCGCACUACGUGGUCGCGCCACGUUUGCCCGAGAUCCUGCUGGUGCGGUUUUUGUUCUGGAACGCGUAUGCAUUCGGCUUGGGUUUGUUCUCGACCGGGCUGUGGGUCCUGGCCCACGAGUGUGGCCACCAGGCCUUUUCCAACUACGGUGCGGUGAACGAUUUUGUCGGGUGGACGCUGCACUCUUAUCUACUGGUCCCCUACUUUUCGUGGAAGUACACGCACGGCAAGCACCACAAGGCCACGGGGAACCUGACCCGUGACAUGGUGUUUGUGCCUCCUACCAAGCAAGAGUUCUGGGAGAUCCGUGGCUGGGCGUCGAACCUGGCCGAAUUUUCCGAGGACUCGCCCGUGAGAACGCUGCUCGAGCUGGUGUUGCAGCAGCUGGGUGGCUGGAUCGCGCACUUGUUCACCAACGUCACGGGCCAGAAGUACCCGGACGUGCCACGUUGGAGAUGGAACCACUUCUUGCCCAACUCUCCUCUGUUCGAGCAGAAGGACGGGCUGUACAUCGUGCUAAGUGAUCUGGGUAUUCUCGCGCAGGCCUUGGUGUUGCGUAUGUGGUAUGUCAAGUUCGGGGGCUGGUCCGUGUUCAUCAACUGGUUUUUGCCCUACUUGUGGGUGAACCACUGGCUUGUGUUCAUCACCUACCUGCAGCACACCGACUUCACGCUGCCCCACUACGAGGCCUCCGAGUGGAGCUUUGCCAAGGGUGCGGCGGCCACCAUCGACAGACAGCUGUGGUUUGUGGGGCCCCACAUUUUCCACGACAUCAUCGAGACGCACGUGCUGCACCACUACUGCAGCCGUGUGCCUUUCUACAACGCGCGUCCGGCUUCCGAGGCCAUCAAGCGCGUGAUGGGCGAACACUACCGUUUCAGCGGCGAGAACAUGUGGAAGUCCCUGUGGAAGGUGGCUCGUGGGUGCCAGUUCGUGGACGGCACCGACGGUGUGCUCAUGUUCCGUAAUGUCAACAACGUUGGCGUGGGCGCUGGCGCGCCAGCGCCAGCGACCAAGGCUUGA